Messenger RNA from Sceloporus undulatus (fence lizard), 1430 nucleotides. Its product is annotated as cadherin-7. The record is from RefSeq and is a predicted model, not a curated record. The transcript is spliced from 7 exons. Gene Ontology annotation, biological process: multicellular organism development; cell morphogenesis; adherens junction organization. The coding region runs from base 192 to 1430 and encodes 412 amino acids. Gene Ontology annotation, cellular component: catenin complex; adherens junction; plasma membrane. Gene Ontology annotation, molecular function: calcium ion binding; cadherin binding. Lineage: Eukaryota; Metazoa; Chordata; Lepidosauria; Squamata; Phrynosomatidae.
CGGGCACAUGGAGCGCAGGAGCAAGAGCAGGAGCCGCGCGGACUCCACUGCUGCAGCAGCAGCAGCACCAGCAGCAGCCCUCCUCUGCCUGGAUUAAAGGCGGCGCGGAGGGGAAGGAAGCAAGCGAGCAAGAAGGAGGCAAGGCAAGGCAAGGCAAAGGAAGGUCACCUCGCCAGGGAGAAGAAUUAAAAAUGAAGUUGGGCAAGGUGGAGUUCUGCCAUUUUUUACAGAUACUAGCUCUUUUCCUCUGUCUGACUGGAAUGAGUCAAACUGAACUCUCAAGAUCAAGAUCAAAACCAUAUUUCCAAUCUGGGCGACCACGAACCAAGCGGAGUUGGGUGUGGAAUCAGUUCUUUGUACUGGAGGAGUACAUGGGAACCGAUCCUCUCUAUGUAGGAAAGCUUCAUUCUGAUGUUGAUAAAGGAGAUGGCUCCAUCAAAUACAUCUUGUCAGGAGAAGGGGCAAGUUCUAUUUUCAUUAUUGAUGAGAACACAGGGGAUAUUCAUGCUACAAAGAGGCUUGAUCGGGAAGAGCAGGCCUACUACACGCUCCGAGCACAAGCACUGGAUAGACUGACAAAUAAACCGGUGGAGCCUGAGUCAGAAUUCGUCAUUAAGAUUCAGGACAUCAAUGACAAUGAGCCUAAAUUUCUAGAUGGUCCUUACACAGCUGGAGUACCAGAAAUGUCUCCUGUGGGAACCUCAGUGGUGCAAGUGACAGCAACUGAUGCAGAUGACCCUACUUAUGGCAACAGUGCCAGAGUGGUUUACAGCAUUCUUCAAGGGCAGCCUUACUUUUCUGUGGAACCAAAAACAGGUAUCAUCAAAACAGCGCUUCCCAACAUGGACCGAGAAGCAAAAGACCAGUAUCUUCUUGUCAUUCAAGCAAAAGAUAUGGUUGGUCAAAAUGGGGGUCUUUCUGGGACCACUUCUGUCACUGUCACCCUUACAGAUGUCAAUGAUAAUCCUCCACGCUUUCCCCGCAGAUCGUAUCAAUAUAAUGUUCCCGAAUCACUGCCUGUGGCAUCGGUGGUGGCAAGAUUGAAGGCUGCAGAUGCUGAUGUGGGACCUAAUGCUGAAAUGGAAUAUAAAAUUGUGGAUGGUGAUGGCUUAGGAGUGUUCAAAAUUUUAGUGGACAAAGAAACACAAGAAGGAAUCAUUACAAUACAGAAGGAGUUGGAUUAUGAAGCCAAGGCAAGCUAUACCCUGAGAAUAGAAGCAGCAAAUAAGCAAGUUGAUCCUCGCUUUCUAAGCCUUGGUCCUUUCAGUGAUAUGACAACAGUGAAGAUUAUUGUGGAGGAUGUUGAUGAACCCCCUGUAUUUACCUCACGACUAUACACCAUGGUAGUGUCUGAAGCAGCCAAAGUGGGCACCAUCAUUGGAACUGUAGCAGCUCAUGACCCAGAUGCAUCUAACAGUCCUGUCAGGUAA